This is a messenger RNA of Rhinichthys klamathensis goyatoka, 1521 nucleotides long. It is a transcript of the gene sstr2b, whose product is annotated as somatostatin receptor 2b. Gene Ontology annotation, cellular component: neuron projection; membrane. The transcript has 2 exons. Bases 185 to 1345 code for a protein of 386 amino acids. NCBI's taxonomy places the organism in Eukaryota, Metazoa, Chordata, Actinopteri, Cypriniformes, Leuciscidae. The record is from RefSeq and is a predicted model, not a curated record. Gene Ontology annotation, molecular function: neuropeptide binding; somatostatin receptor activity. Gene Ontology annotation, biological process: neuropeptide signaling pathway; cellular response to estradiol stimulus; cellular response to glucocorticoid stimulus.
GAGAGGCUUGUCUCGGAACAGGUUAAUAUCUGUUCAGUGUCAGUUUGUUUGUCGGAUUCAGAUGUUCUCCACAUGUGCACAUCCACAGAAUUAUGAGCAGGAUCCUAUUGUACUGUACAAUGGACUCCAACAUGAAGGAAGUAUGUCACACCUAAUGGAAUUGGGAAUCUGAGAGAAAUAUAUAAUGGAUCCCUGGACAAUUUCAUUCUCACCCAGUUACUUCCCCCGUAAUCUGUCUGGAUUCCCCAUGUAUGAUGGCAUUUUGCUCGACAACAUAUCCGAAGAAGGCCUGAGAAAUGAGACCGACCAGAGCUUGACCAAAACUAAUACAGUCGUCAUCACCUUCAUGUAUUUUGUGGUAUGUGCUAUUGGUCUUUGUGGAAAUGCUCUGGUCAUCUAUGUCAUCCUGCGCUAUGCCAAGAUGAAGACGGUUACAAAUAUCUACAUCCUGAACUUGGCAGUGGCAGAUGUUCUGUUCAUGCUAGGUUUGCCCUUCAUCGCUAUCCAGUUAGCACUGGUGCACUGGCCAUUUGGGGGAGCUCUGUGCCGCGUGGUCAUGACUGUAGAUUCUCUCAAUCAGUUCACCAGUAUUUUCUGUCUGAUGGUGAUGAGCAUUGAUCGAUACCUGGCUGUGGUGCACCCCAUAAAGUCAACCAAAUGGAGGAAGCCCCAUGUCGCAAAAGCCAUCAACCUGGCUGUGUGGGUUGUGUCGCUCAUCGUCAACCUUCCAAUUGUAAUCUACAGUGGACUGAUCACCAAACCUGAUGGCUGCUUCUGCACUAUUGUGUGGCCAGAGCCGCAGGAGGCCUACUACACCGCCUUCAUGUUCUACACCUUCUUCCUGGGUUUCUUCCUACCUCUAGUGGUCAUAAGUCUAUGCUAUUUGUUAAUUAUCAUCAAGGUAAAGUCUUCAGGAAUCAGGGUGUGCUCUAGCAAACGAAAGCGCUCUGAAAAGAAGGUGACGCGAAUGGUGUCCGUUGUGGUCGCCGUCUUCGUGUUCUGCUGGCUGCCUUUCUACAUCUUCAACGUGACAUCAGUUACAGGCACCAUUAGCACUACGCCUUUUAUAAGGAGCAUGUUUGCUUUUGUCGUGGUGCUGGGAUACGCCAAUAGCUGUGCCAACCCGAUAUUAUACGCGUUCCUGUCAGAGAACUUCAAAAAAAGUUUCCAGAAUGUUCUGUGCUUGAAAAAAGCAGUUGGUUUGGAUGAUGUUGAAUGCACUGACAGCAAACAGAACAAGUCACAAAUAACGAAUGAUCCAAAAGAAACUAAAAACGCACUGCUAAAUGGAGAAACGCAAACCAAGGGUCAGAAAAAACAAGGGUCACUACUCAGCAAACUAUGAACUGUUUGCCACAGCACACAUGGAAUACACAAAGAGAGUAAGAGGAAACAAAGCAAAUAUGAUUUCCAUUUAAAAGCCCAGUGAUGGCUUAGUUUCCUAAAUUUACUAAAUAAAAUGGGAUAACUUACCUGUUUUUGGUUACCAUCCAAUAUUUUCAUUGGUUAACACCUUUAAAA